AUGUUGGACGAAUCGCCCCAGAUGCCCCUGAGCCUCUGGCUGCGGAGCGUUGGUCUGGAAAACCCUUUUGAUGAGCAAUCAAGCAAUGGGUCUGAACACAGCGGUUCCCGUCAUUCUAGCAGUCGGGGAGGCAACAGCAGAGCUGGAAGUCGUGCUGGUGAAAAUGGCUCCACUGGAGGUUCAGAUGGUGGCAGUACUCGUCGAAGCAGAUUAGGUGGAGGUGACGAGAUAGAUCACUACCUGAAUGACGUCCUGGUCCCUCCUGAAGAUGACGAGGAACGAAAAGAGACUGUCUAUACAGGAUCUACAGUUCUUGCCUUGACCCUGGCUGGCACUUGCGUGGUAGAGGCACCUUAUGCUUUCCAGAAGUGUGGGAUCUUCUGGGGGACACUGCUCUUUGGGAUACUGGCGUUCUCCACAGAACGUGCUUUUCACAUGCUUUGUAUCUGUGCUCGCAAGACAGGCAGCAAUUCCUACGGAACUGUAGCAAGAUCUUCCUGUGGGGGUUUUCGAGCUCAUUGGAUGACAAGCGCAUUGGAAAUAGGAGUUCUCUUGUUUCUGAUGGUUCACUUUUUUUCUUCUUUCAACCGUGUUAUCAAGCUCUGGCUGAACAGCUUUCAAAGCCUGAUCGUUCUACCAGAACAGUGGGGAUUGCCAGCAUUUCUCGUCUUGAUGGCUCCUCUUCUCAUUCCUAAGAAGCUGCAUACCUUGCCAUAUGCAUGGACAAUCGGACUCCUGAACGUUGCUGUGUUUACUCUGGCUGUCGGUGUCUUGGCCGUCUUCAACUUUUAUCGAAAUGGGGACCAGCAAGCACAAGCACAGAACCAGGAGUCAAACGAUCACGAGGAUGGCGGGAGGACCGUAUGGGAUAUUGUUGAAGGCUUUCAGUCUCUUUUGAUAACAUUCUUUGCAUCGUUCAAUGUUCUACGAAUCCAAGCGUCUCUCUUUGAUCCAACACGUGAAAGGAUGGCCACGGUUGUCCAUCAAGGCGUUACUUGGGGUGCCUCGGCCACGUACAUUGUUGGCAUUGUUGGGCACUUGUGUGCUCUGGCCCAUUCACCACGGCAGGAUGCUGACUUUCUGGAGUCCAUUGAAUAUCUACCAAACACAGGAGACGAUUCUCUCCUCUUCGUCUACCGGGUGUGCCAUACUUGCGGUGCUCUUGCUUUCAUGUUCACCUUCCCCCUGGUGCUUACCCCAUGUCGAUACAGCAUUCUGGAACUUUUUGAAUCAUGCUAUACAGAACGGCAAUGUCUAGAGGUCAGCGAUUGUCAGGAAGACUGUGAAACUUGUACGACUAGGGCUUCAACAGCUGCAACUGGUAAUCAACACGACGCUUUUGUGCUGAUCCGCAAUGGAACCGUGGUGAACUCCGAAGCGACAAACCUACUGCCAAGCAUCGAAGAGAAUCCUACCUACGAUUUAUUGGCAAGCCCUUUGGCCCUGGGACUCUGCACAGUGGGGAUUAUGAUUUGGGCUUACCUCGGUGCAGUCGUCGUCCCCUUCAUCGAUGCCUUCUAUACUUGGGUUGGCCCUUUCAUGGUUUACAUCUUUGCCUUUGUCCUACCUGCUCUAUACUUUUUGGGGCUCAAACGACCACGACAAGGCAUUUCUGUGGAAAAGAAGAACUUCAGACUUUAUGCAAGGAUGCUGAUAUUUCUGUGCAUUACUGGCGUUGUCUUUGCCAUUGUUGACAUUGUGAAAAACCUCCCUACAGCUUGA
This is a messenger RNA of Seminavis robusta, 1722 nucleotides long. The record is from the annotation of a GenBank genome assembly. NCBI's taxonomy places the organism in Eukaryota, Bacillariophyta, Bacillariophyceae, Naviculales, Naviculaceae.